This is a messenger RNA of Bombina bombina (fire-bellied toad), 2508 nucleotides long. RefSeq names its product claudin-8-like. The transcript has a single exon. Gene Ontology annotation, molecular function: structural molecule activity. The coding region runs from base 177 to 890 and encodes 237 amino acids. The record is from RefSeq and is a predicted model, not a curated record. NCBI's taxonomy places the organism in Eukaryota, Metazoa, Chordata, Amphibia, Anura, Bombinatoridae. Gene Ontology annotation, cellular component: plasma membrane; bicellular tight junction. Gene Ontology annotation, biological process: bicellular tight junction assembly; cell adhesion.
GCAAGUGCAGAACUCUAGUGAAGAAAUACUAAGGCUGCAAGCUUGGUUUGUGGAAGCAAAGACUGUUAAUUCCAAGCUAUAUUUACAGAAGUUGAGAAAGCAAAUAAAGUCCAUCAAGCUUUAGACAACUCAAAAGAAGACACAAGUGUGAAAAAGGGUAAGGAAUCAGAGGAGUCAUGGUGUUCAUCAUUGUUCAGAUUCUUGCAAUCAUACUGGGGGCUAUCGGCACAUUGCUAACCAUUGUCGUCACUUCAAUGUCGCAGUGGAGAGUGUCAUACAUGGUUGAAGGUAACGCAUUAAACUGUGACAAACGUAUUGAUGGACAGUGGUUAAGUCGCUGGGAUGGCUUAUGGGUAACCUGCAUAACGAAAAACCAAAACAACAUGCACUGUAGUAGCUAUGACUCCCUGGUGUCAAUCACUACUGAUCUGAAAGCUGGACGAGUACUUAUGUCUUUUGCUGUGGUUAUUUCCAUUAUUGCAUUAAUCAUUGCUAUUGUUGCCUUGGUGUGCAUUCGCUGCUGUAGAGGAGUAGAGGCCGGCAGAUUCUGCAUGCUUCUAACUGCAGGAAUAGGGUUCAUCCUUGCAGCUAUUCUUGUACUGAUACCAGUAAGUUGGGUAACCAGCAACAUCAUUAAAGAAAUUAAUAAUCCCAUGUGCAAGACCAUACAGAGGCAAGAAAUUGGCGAGGCUAUUUUCCUUGGAUGGCCCACUGUGUUUUUUCUGUUAAUUGCAGGAAUAAUAUUGUGCUGGUGCUUCCCACGUUUUGAAAGAUGCGACUCUGUUGACUAUUCAUCAGAAUGUACUGUCCCAAGACCAGUGUAUGGACCUUGCCAAACUCAAGAGCACACAUUAAGCCAAACUCAUUAUUCCAAAAGUCAAUACAUCUGAACUGACUGUUCUGCGAAAGCUCAAUAUUAAUGACUGCACUUUAAAAUUUGAUCAUAAAGAAGCACAGAAUGAAGAAAAGUAAUAGUCAUAAAAAAAACAAGCAAUGGACAUAUAUGUUAAAAAUUGUAGUCUGCAAGGACAUCUGAGAGCAAAAUGAAUUUGCAAAUUUCCAGUUAUUUUAUUAUUUUCAUAGCAGCAUGGAACAGCAACCAACACUUCACAUCAACAAGCUAUGAGAUGACAGACUACAUUUAUUAUUUUUAUUUUUUUUACAUUUUAGGCUUCUUAAACAUUUGUGACUAUGCUGAAAACAUUUAUAAUAUUUUUUGUAUUAUUUAAAUUAACGUGAAAAAAAGUGUAAUAUAAUGGAUAAAAGGUUAAUUUAAUAUGUAAAUGUUAAAUACUUUAUAUCUUGUGCAAUUUGUAGAUAGAAUAACAAAAUGAACACACAAAGACAUAUUUAAAAGUUUUACAAUAACAUUGCAGUAUACAAAAUGAUAGCACUUACUCCACACUCUGGUUUUAAUCUAGAAAACUUUGUAUAUAUAUUUUUUUUAAUUGCACAACUUUGCAUAAUAAAUGCAGUACAGUUCAGAGUAAAAUCUUUCCUUAUUUACCCACUAAUAAAUGACCAUCAAUUUAGAUAUUAUUUUUAAUGAUUGGUCUUUAAUUGUAGCAUAAUCUUAGAAAUGUUGACAUUUCAUAUCACCAAACACCUUACGUAGAGACAGACAGUUAAGAAUUUGUUAAAGACAGUUCAGUGAUUGAUGUAUAUUUAUUUGGCAUCAAAUUCUUUAAUGCAAUGCCUACAAAGUUACAUUUAUGUUUUUAGAGUAUUAAAAUAGAACAUAUUAUUAUUUUCAAAAGAAUGUAAUUUGUUCAAUAACAGUUGCAUUGACCCAGUAUUAGAACACGUUUAUAGUAUAAUUACAGGGGACUUGUAUUUUUCAGUAUACUAGUGAUGACAUAUCUGAAUGUUUAAAUUACUGCCAAGUAUUUGCUAAUUGUUUGUAAAGGUGGAGUAGGCAUGAAUGCUAUGCAAAUUAUAUUAAAAUUAUAUUUUAAGUUUAUAUUUUCUUUGAUCUUCCUGUUAAAUUUGAUCUGCUGGUUUGUUUAAUGAUGCACUAUGCAAGUCAUUAAUUUGCACUAGUUCUAAAGUCUGGCUAUCUUUAUGCAGUAAAAACGUAAACCUACAAGGGCCAUUAACUUUCUACCAGUAAAGAGGUCAGUUUUAACCUUACAUGUAAAAUCUGGUACUGGUCUUAUUUAAAUGCCAUUAAACCAAUAUAUUGAUAAAUUUCAGCAAGUGUUAAUUAUAACAACUGACAUGAGCUUACAUUAGUUAAUAUAUGUAGCCUUAGACUGUGUUCAAAUGUAAAGUAUUAUGAUUAUACAUGUUUAUGAAUAUACAGAAUCCAAAGUAUCUUGAAAUGCUUGAAUGCCCUGAAUAGUAUUAUUGUAUAUUUAAAAAAAAAUGUUUUACUCAAAGACUCCAGUUUAUAAUUAUGUAAGGAACAUAGGUAUCAAUGUAGGUUUGCAUGUUAGCAAACAGCUAUAACAUUUUUUUUAGUUUGUUCCUUCUAUUUUGAUUUGUUGCAAUAAAAUAUGUUUGAAGGUG